AUGGGUCUCAACUACAUGAGCCUACUCACUCCAAGCAAGGCCCCAUUCUACGGCAUUGUGCCCGGAAAUUCUUCUACACUGAUUGGCUCGGUCAACCUUCCAGUCACAUUCGGUACAGAACAAAACUUCUGGACGGAGUACAUCAAGUUCGAAGUAGCAGACUUCGAAUCUUCCUAUCAUGCUAUUCUGGGAAGACCUGCGCUCACCAAAUUCAUGGCAGUUCCACAUUAUGUAUACCUGCUCCUCAAGAUGCCGGGCAAUACAGGAGUACUUUCUCUCCGUGGAGACCUCCUCAAGUCCUUCGAGUGCGACAAGGAAGUGAUGGAUCAUGCUGCCACAGUUCGACUUCCUAGUUCUGUCAGUGAAAUACUUGCCGCUGCUAAGGAACUCUCACUCAAGGAGCCCAUGCCAUCAAAGAAGCCAAGCCAGUCGUCGGUCAAGCCAACCGGAGACGUGGGCACCAAGACUAUCCAGCUACAAGAGGGAGAUGAGUCCAAAACCGCUAUCGUCGGGGCUGGCUUGAGCGACAAAUAG
Panicum virgatum (switchgrass) is the source of this 534-nucleotide messenger RNA. RefSeq lists its product as uncharacterized. The transcript has a single exon. NCBI's taxonomy places the organism in Eukaryota, Viridiplantae, Streptophyta, Magnoliopsida, Poales, Poaceae. The record is from RefSeq and is a predicted model, not a curated record. Bases 1 to 534 code for a protein of 177 amino acids.